UUCUAUGUAAAACCUUCCACACGGCUUCUCCAACCAUAUGAUGACUUUUACAAUAUUUUUUUCACAGAAGAUGAAGGGUAAAGAUCUGAACAAUAUUAAUCCUACAGAGACAUAUGUGAGGGGUGAUGAGCAGAGUAUAGAGGACAUUUCUGCAGAUAACAGCCCAGAUAACUGUGCCACAAGCUCAAAGGAACAUCUUAUAUCUUCAGAUUUUACAGAAAAUGAUUGUCGCAUCACCGAGGACACAUUUGAAGAGGAUACAGUUGCCCCACAUAUACCGGCCUCAACCUAUCAUAGCAAGAAUCUAUCAUCCGAUCCUUUUCAAUGGAUCCGAUCUUUUGAUUCAUCACAGACUACUAAGCAAAACAAAGAUCAACAAUGGGUUGAACAUCCAAGAACUCACACAAGAGAGAAGCCAUAUUUGUGUUCACAUUGUGGGAAAUGUAUUAUCCAGAAAUCAGAUCUUAUUAAAUACCUAAGAUUUCACAUGGAUGAAAAGCCAUUUCCAUGUUUAGAAUGUGGGAAAUGUUUUACCCUGAAAUCAGCUCUUGUUAUUCAUCAGAGAAUUCACACAGGAGAGAGGCCAUAUCCAUGUUCAGAAUGUGACAAAUGUUUUACUCACAAAUCCGCUCUUAUUGCACAUCAGAGAAUUCACACAGGGGAGAAGCCAUAUUCAUGUUCAGAAUGUGACAGAUGCUUUACUUAUAAAUCAGCUCUUGUUGCCCAUCAAAUAACUCACACAGGGGAGAAGCCAUAUUCAUGUUCAGAAUGUGGGAAAUGUUUUACUAAUAAAUCAACUCUUGUUACACAUCGGAGAUGUCACACAGGGGAGAGGCCAUUUUCAUGUUCAGAAUGUGGGAAAUGUUUUAGUCAGAAAGCAGUUCUUGUUACACAUCAGAAAAUUCACACAGGAGAAAAGCCAUUUUCAUGCUCAGAAUGUGGGAGAUGUUUUACUCAAAAAUCAACUCUUCUUACACAUCAGAGACGUCACACAAAGAAGAAGCCAUUUUCAUGUCAGAAAGAGUAAUGUAUUAAUUAGUGUUGAGAGAAUCUGGACUUUGAUUUGAAUUUCAGGGCAGCUCGAUUAGUAGCGAGACCCAGUUUCCUUGUGCUUUGUGAUAUCGAAUCAAUUUUCCCUCAAAUGGUGUAGAAAAACAUCCAUUUAUUUGCGAUGGACUGGUCGCUGCCAUCUUGAUUGAAGAUCUCGCAAGAAAUCCCAUGUACGGUGACGUAUGACGUCAUCAUGGGCCAAGCAAGAUUUUUGCCAGAUCUUCAAUCAAGAUGCCGGCGGCCAGCCUGUAGCAAGCAAAUGGAUGAGGUAAGUAUGAUUAAAUUUUUUAUUUUACACUGUAUUAUUACUUUCAGGUGCCUACUUAUAAAGAAAUGCACUUCACGACAAAGUAAUUCGGCACAAAGUAAAUUGUUUUGUACAAUUCAGUAAAGCAGCCAAAUCGGAUUUUUGAAUUCUUAUCUCUACUAUUAAUACAAAUGAAAUCUUGUUUCCUAUCCGACAUGCACAGGUGAGAGGCCAUUUUUGCAUUCUCAAUGUUUUACCCAUAAACUACAUAUUUUUAAACAUCUCAGAAGUUGAUAUAAGUUUUAGUUACAGUCAAAGUAAAUUCAAGUUAGGCUGCAUUUACAUAUGCUUUGUGAGCUCCGGCAGUCUGAUUCGGUGGAGGAACAGACUGUUGGAUUUCACUGUAUCUGGCAGUGUGCUACCAGUUCCCCAUUGACUAUCUGGAUAUGGCAGGCUGUUCCUCCACUGCAAUAAAUGUUUGUUAUCCCAAAACUGACUGAAUCCAGAUAACAUAACUAUAGAUCCACUAUGUGCAAAAAAAUAUUUCAUAUGAACAUACUUGUUAAUAAACGUUUGCUGUUAAAACUUC
Bufo gargarizans (Asiatic toad) is the source of this 1886-nucleotide messenger RNA. RefSeq names its product gastrula zinc finger protein XlCGF17.1-like. Gene Ontology annotation, biological process: regulation of transcription by RNA polymerase II. The record is from RefSeq and is a predicted model, not a curated record. Gene Ontology annotation, molecular function: RNA polymerase II cis-regulatory region sequence-specific DNA binding; DNA-binding transcription factor activity, RNA polymerase II-specific. The transcript has 2 exons. Bases 38 to 1027 code for a protein of 329 amino acids. NCBI's taxonomy places the organism in Eukaryota, Metazoa, Chordata, Amphibia, Anura, Bufonidae.